Messenger RNA from Tetrapisispora phaffii CBS 4417, 486 nucleotides. RefSeq names its product protein transporter TIM17 (gene TIM17). Gene Ontology annotation, molecular function: transmembrane protein transporter activity. Gene Ontology annotation, cellular component: TIM23 mitochondrial import inner membrane translocase complex; mitochondrial inner membrane. Gene Ontology annotation, biological process: protein import into mitochondrial matrix. Lineage: Eukaryota; Fungi; Ascomycota; Saccharomycetes; Saccharomycetales; Saccharomycetaceae. The record is from RefSeq and is a predicted model, not a curated record. The transcript has a single exon. The coding region runs from base 1 to 486 and encodes 161 amino acids.
AUGUCCGCUGAUCAUUCAAGAGAUCCAUGUCCAAUUGUCAUUUUAAAUGAUUUUGGUGGUGCCUUUGCUAUGGGUGCCAUUGGUGGUUUAGUUUGGCAUGGUAUAAAGGGGUUUAGAAAUUCUCCAUUAGGUGAGCGUGGUAUAGGGGCUGUAAGCUCUAUUAAAGCUCGUGCUCCAGUAGUAGGAGGUAACUUUGGUGUAUGGGGUGGUUUGUUCUCCACCUUUGAUUGUGGUGUGAAAGCAGUUAGAAAGAGAGAAGAUCCAUGGAAUGCGAUCAUUGCCGGUUUCUUUACUGGUGGUGCUUUAGCUAUUAGAGGCGGUUGGAAACAUACCAGAAAUAGUGCUAUCACUUGUGCCUGUCUACUGGGCGUUAUUGAAGGUGUUGGUUUGAUGUUUCAAAGAUAUGCAGCAUGGCAAGCUAAACCUAUGGCUCCUCCAUUACCUGAAGGUGCAGGAUCUUCUCAAGCUCAACCAUUACAAGCUUAA